Molecule: messenger RNA, 6944 nt
Organism: Lottia gigantea (owl limpet)
Lineage: Eukaryota; Metazoa; Mollusca; Gastropoda; Lottiidae
Exons: 43
Coding region: 1-6624 (2207 amino acids)
Biological process (GO): UTP biosynthetic process; L-glutamine metabolic process; L-citrulline biosynthetic process
Cellular component (GO): cytosol; cytoplasm
Molecular function (GO): ATP binding; metal ion binding; amino acid binding
Source: RefSeq, a predicted model, not a curated record
AUGGCAACUCUUUAUCUCGAAGAUGGCUCUUGCUUUAAAGGAAUGUCGUUUGGUGCUGGAGUAAAUGUAGCCGGAGAAGUUGUGUUUCAGACUGGUAUGGUUGGGUAUCCUGAAUCUUUAACAGACCCUUCAUACAGACGACAAAUAUUAGUCUUAACCUACCCAUUAAUUGGUAAUUACGGUAUACCAGCUGAUUCUAAUGAUGAAUUUGGUAUUAAGAAUUGGUUUGAAUCAGGUGAAAUCCAUGCUUCAGCUUUGAUUAUUGGUGAUAUCACAGAGAAAUAUAGUCAUUGGAGUGCCAUACAAUCACUAUCAUCAUGGCUUGAAGAUCAAAAUAUUCCAGCUAUAUGGGGUGUAGAUACUAGAUCAUUAACGAAGAAAAUUCGCGUCAAAGGAACAAUGUUAGGAAAGGUAGUAAUGGAUGGAGAACAAGCUGAUAGUAUUUCCAUGACAGAUCCGAAUCUCAUCAACUUAGUGGCUGAAGUUUCAUUAAAGGAACCGAUGACCUUUAACCCUGAUGGUCAUGUAAAAAUAGUAGCUAUAGAUUGUGGUAUAAAGAAUAAUCAAAUAAGAUGUUUGUGUAAACGUGGUGCCUCAGUUACAGUUGUGCCUUGGAAUUAUCAUAUAAAAAGUUCAGAAUAUGAUGGUUUAUUUUUGAGUAAUGGACCAGGUGAUCCUAAGAUGUGUCAAUCAACUAUAGCUAAUAUCAAACAAAUAGUAGCAGAAGAUCAGUAUAAACCUGUAUUUGGUAUAUGUUUAGGACAUCAAUUAUUAUCACUAGCAAUAGGUGCUACUACAUUCAAAAUGAAAUAUGGUAAUAGAGGCCACAAUCAACCGUGUUUAUAUGAAGAUACUAUACGAUGUUACAUUACUACUCAGAAUCACGGUUUUGCUGUAGAUGCUAACACUCUACCUAAAGGCUGGAAGCCACUCUUUACUAAUGCUAAUGAUAAAACAAAUGAAGGUAUUAUUCAUGAAACUAAGCCAUUCUUUAGUGUACAGUUUCAUCCAGAGAGUAUGGGAGGUCCUGAAGAUUUGGAGAUUUUAUUUGAUGUGUUCCUUGAACAGGUUACAGCACAUAAAAUUGGCGACAAAAUGUUUACAGUGAAUGAGAGAUUAUAUAAUACAUUAAGAAAUCCAAACAAUUCCAUGAUAAAACUGCCACAGAUUCAACCAAAGAAAGUAUUGAUAUUAGGAUCAGGUGGUUUAUCUAUUGGACAAGCUGGGGAGUUUGACUAUUCUGGUUCUCAGGCAAUCAAAGCAUUAAAAGAAGAAUCUGUACAGAUAGUGUUAAUAAAUCCCAAUAUAGCCACAGUGCAGACAUCGAAAGGUUUAGCUGAUAAAGUUUAUUUUCUACCUAUUACUACAGAUUAUGUUAAACAGGUGAUCAAAUCAGAAAGACCAGAUGGAAUAUUGUUAACCUUUGGUGGUCAGACAGCAUUAAACUGUGGUAUAGAGUUGACUAAACAAGGAAUACUGGAACAAUAUUCAGUUAAAGUCCUAGGUACUCAGAUAGCAUCAAUUGAAUGGACUGAGGACAGAAAAAUUUUUGCUGAAAAAAUGGCAGAAAUUAAUGAAAAUGUGGCACCAAGUGAAGCUGCAGAAACAGUAGAACAGGCUGUACAAGCUGCAGAGAGAUUGGGUUAUCCAGUAUUAAUAAGAGCAGCUUUUGCUCUAGGUGGAUUAGGUUCAGGUUUUGCUGAUAAUAAAGAAGAACUAGUAACUCUGGCAUCUGCUGCCUUUGCUCAUACAACUCAAGUUUUAAUUGAUAAAUCAUUGAAAGGUUGGAAAGAGGUAGAAUAUGAAGUCGUUCGAGAUGCUUAUGACAAUUGUAUCACGGUGUGUAAUAUGGAGAAUGUAGAUCCAUUAGGUAUUCAUACAGGAGAGUCUAUAGUGGUAGCACCAAGUCAAACAUUAACCAAUAUAGAAUAUAAUAUGUUACGAACUACAGCUAUUAAAGUUAUUAGACAUCUUGGUGUAGUAGGAGAAUGUAAUAUACAAUAUGCCUUAAAUCCACAGUCACAACAAUAUUUUAUAAUAGAAGUCAAUGCUAGAUUAUCAAGAAGUUCAGCUCUGGCCAGUAAGGCCACAGGCUAUCCAUUAGCUUACGUAGCAGCCAAAUUAGCAUUGAAUAUACCUUUACCAUGUUUAAAGAACUCUGUAACCAACUCCACAACAGCAUGUUUUGAGCCUAGUUUAGAUUAUUGUGUGGUGAAAAUACCUAGGUGGGAUCUAAAGAAGUUUUCUAGAGUUUCUACAAAAAUUGGAAGUUCCAUGAAAAGCGUAGGUGAAGUUAUGGCUAUUGGUAGGAAGUUUGAAGAAGCGUUUCAGAAAGCUUUAAGAAUGGUGGAUGAGAAUGUGGCUGGGUUUGAUCCCUAUCUACAAUCUGUCUCAGAAAAUGAAUUACAACAUCCUACAGACAGAAGAAUAUUUGUAGUAGCUGCAGCUUUUAAACAUGGAUACGAUACAGAGAAAUUAUAUAACCUAACUAAAAUAGAUCAUUGGUUCCUCAAUAAGAUGAAAAAUAUUACUGAUCAUUUACAAGUUAUAGAAAAAUAUCAGGGACAACCAAAGAAAGUACCAAGGGAUGUCAUAUUAAAAGCUAAACAACUUGGUUUCUCUGAUACUCAAAUAGCUACUGCUGUUUCUAGUACUGAGCUUGUAUUAAGAAAACAGAGACAAGACUAUAAUAUUUUGCCUAGUAUAAAACAGAUUGACACAGUGGCUGGAGAAUGGCCAGCCUCUACCAACUAUCUGUAUUUAACGUACAAUGGUGACCAACAUGAUGUAGAUUUCCCUGGUGGCCAUGUUAUGGUUAUUGGGUCUGGUGUCUAUAGAAUUGGUAGCAGUGUUGAGUUUGACUGGUGUGCCGUCAAUUGCAUUAGACAGUUAAGAAAGUUGGGAUAUAAAACUAUAAUGGUGAACUAUAAUCCAGAAACAGUUAGUACAGAUUAUGAUAUGUGUGAUAGAUUAUAUUUUGAUGAAAUUUCUUUUGAGGCUGUAAUGGAUAUAUAUUUGAUAGAGAAUCCAGAUGGUAUUAUAUUAUCUGUUGGUGGACAGUUACCUAAUAAUAUAGCAAUGUCUUUACAUAGACAGCAGGCUAAAAUUUUAGGAACAUCACCUGAUAGUAUUGAUAAUGCUGAAAAUAGAUUUAAAUUUUCACGAAUGUUAGAUAAUAUGUCAAUCGGACAGCCAUUGUGGAAGGAAUUAACCACUAUAGAGACAGCUAAGCGGUUUGCUGAAGAAGUAGGGUAUCCAUGUUUAAUUCGACCAUCCUAUGUAUUAAGUGGUGCUGCUAUGAAUGUAGCCCAUUCCCACACUGAUCUAGAGACAUAUUUAACUCAAGCUAGUGCUGUAUCUAAAGAACAUCCUGUUGUUAUUUCUAAAUUUAUUUUAGAAGCAAAGGAAAUAGAUAUAGAUGCUGUAGCUUGUGAUGGAGAAGUUGUUUGUAUGGCUGUGUCAGAACAUGUUGAAAACGCUGGUGUACACUCAGGUGAUGCUACAUUAGUCACACCACCACAAGAUCUCAAUGAGGAGACAUUGUCUAAGAUCAAAGUUAUUACUCUAGCUGUUGCUAGAGCAUUAGAAGUUACUGGACCAAUGAAUAUUCAACUCAUUGCCAAGGACAACCAGCUCAAAGUAAUAGAAUGUAAUGUGAGAGUAUCUAGAUCAUUCCCAUUUGUAUCAAAAGCUUUAGAUCAUGAUUUUAUAGCAACAGCAACCAAUGUCAUAAUGGGAGAGACGGUUGAACCGUGUAAUGUUAUUUAUGGUAGUGGUAAAGUAGCUGUAAAGGUACCAGUGUUCUCGUUCUCUCGCCUACAAGGAGCUGAUGUGUUACUAGGUGUUGAAAUGGCUAGUACAGGAGAGGUAGCAGCUUUUGGUGAAAACAGAUAUGAAGCUUAUCUGAAGGCUCAAAUUAGUACAGGUUUCCAGAUUCCACAUAAAAACAUUCUACUGUCUAUUGGUAGCUAUAAGUAUAAGAACGAAUUAUUACCUACCAUAAAGACAUUAUUAGACUUGGGUUAUAAUCUAUUUGCUAGUAUGGGUACUGCUGAUUUUUAUAAUGAACAUGGUUUCAAGGUCAAAGGAGUAGAUUGGCCAUAUGAAGAUACAGAUCAGUUAAAUCAUAAUGGUGUAGAACAACGAACCAUUGCUAAUUAUCUAGCUGAAAAUAUGUUUCAUCUAGUGAUAAAUCUCCCCUUACGUAAUGGUGGAUCUCACAGAGCAUCAACCUUUAUAACACAGGGUUAUAGAACACGUAGAAUGGCUGUGGAUUAUUCUGUACCAUUGAUUACUGAUGUUAAAUGUGUCAAAAUGAUUGUAGAGGCAUUGAGAAUAUUACGAGAACCACCAGCAGUUAAAACACAUAUAGAUUGUAUUUCAUCACAAAAAGUCUUUAGAUUACCAGGGUUGAUUGAUGUUCAUGUCCAUGUUAGAGAGCCUGGUGCUACAUAUAAAGAAGAUUGGGCGUCUGCUACUGCUGCAGCAAUAGCAGGGGGAAUAACUCUCAUACUAGCCAUGCCUAAUACAAACCCUCCAACAGUUGAUCAGGCUGCAUUUAAUGUUACUAAAAAUUGUGCCCAGAAAGGUGCUAGAUGUGAUUAUGGUAUAUUUGUUGGUGCUAGUUCAGAUAAUUAUCAAAUAUUACCUCAAAUAGGUCCUCAAGCUGCUGCCUUAAAAAUGUACCUAAAUGAAACAUUUACAACAUUGAAACUAGAUAGUGUAGCUGUUUGGAUGAAGCAUUUUGAAAACUGGCCAAAGAAUUUACCAAUUUGUGCUCAUGCUGAAGGAACUACUACAGCUGCUAUUAUUUUAUUAGCUGAUUUAUAUAAGAGACCUGUUCAUGUUUGUCAUGUUGCUAGAUUAGAGGAGAUAAUGGUUAUUAAAGCUGCCAAAGAGAAAGGAUUAGCAGUAACAUGUGAAGUAGCACCACAUCAUUUAUUCCUAACUGCUGAAGAUUUGAGUAAUAUAGGAUCUGACAGAGGACGUGUCAAGCCACCAUUGGUUACGAAGGAAGAUCAAGAGGCAUUAUGGGAUAAUAUGGAUAUUAUUGACUGUUUUGCUACAGAUCAUGCUCCACAUAGCGUAGAAGAAAAAACUAGUGAUAAAGCACCACCUGGUUUUCCUGGCUUAGAGACAAUGCUACCAUUAUUAUUAACAGCAGUCACUGAAGGCAAAUUAACACUAGAGGAUUUGAUUUCAAGAUUAUACACCAAUCCCAGACGUAUAUUUAAUCUACCAGAACAACCAGACACAUAUAUUGAAGUAGACAUGAACAGUAGGUGGAUUAUUCCACAACAUAUGAAAUACAGUAAAUCAAAAUGGACACCGUUUGCUGGUAAAAGUGUCUGUGGUGCUGUAAGAAGAGUAGUUAUUCGAGGGGAAACUGCCUUUAUUGAUGGAGAGAUUUUGAUAGAGCCCGGAUAUGGUCAAGAUAUUAGAACAAUGGUACAACCUAAUCAACACCUUAAUAUUGUGGAACCACCUCAGUUAAAUAUAGCCAUAUCACAACAGACCAAUAUCUCCGAGCCAUCCAGCCCACGAGAUGGACAGAGAUGGCUAGCUCCAGCUCCACUGAAAUCACCUUAUGGUUCACAAGAGUUACAUGCUGGAAUGUUAGAUAGUGUUCCUAUUUCAUCUCAUCAGCAGCAACAACAACACCAGUCAUUCCAACCUGUUGGUUUACCUCAUUAUACCCCUGGGCUAACUGGAAGUCAUAUUUUGUCUGUAGCAUCAUUUAACCGUGAGCAGUUACAUCAAUUGUUUAAUUUAGCCCACAAUUUCCGUGUUGGGGUAAUGAGAGAUAGACCAUUAGAUUAUAUUCUGAAGGGAAAAGUCAUGGCCUCUAUGUUUUAUGAAGCAUCAACAAGGACAAGUUGUUCCUUUGCAGCAGCUAUGAUGAGAUUAGGUGGAUCUGUCAUUAAUCUGAAUGAAGUAACUUCCUCUGUUCAAAAAGGAGAAAGCCUGAAUGAUACCAUAGCUAUGAUGUCAGGAUAUGCUGAUGUUAUUGUUAUGAGACAUCCAAAACCUGGCACAGUUCUGUCUUCAGCCAGAACAUGUCGUAAACCAGUUAUAAAUGCAGGAGAUGGAGUGGGUGAACAUCCCAGUCAGGCUUUAUUAGAUGUCUUUACGAUUAGAGAAGAAAUAGGUACAGUCAACAAUUUAACAAUAACUAUGGUUGGAGAUUUAAAGAAUGGUAGAACAGUACAUUCAUUAGCUAGAUUAUUAACUUUAUACAAAGUUAAUUUAAGAUAUGUAGCACCACCUGGUCUGAAGAUGCCUGAUGAUAUUCAAGAUUUUGUUGCUUCUAAAGGCAUUAGACAGGAAGAGUGUUCUUCUCUAGAAAAGGCGUUAUUAGAUACAGAUGUAUUAUAUAUGACAAGAAUACAGCGAGAACGUUUCUCUAGUAAAGAAGAUUAUGAAAAGGCUUGUGGACAGUUUGUUAUCACACCUGAGUUAAUGACGAAAGCUAAAAAGAAAAUGGUGGUAAUGCAUCCACUGCCUCGACUGGAUGAAAUAAGCUCAAGUUUUGAUACAGACCCCAGAGCAGCAUAUUUCAGACAGGCAGAAAAUGGAAUGUAUGUUAGAAUGUCUUUACUUGCAUUGGUACUAGGCAAAUGUUGAAGAGAGUUGGAAUUUUUAUGUUCAUCAAGUAACAUGUUAUCUCAAAUUUUGUUGUAAUUUGUCAUUGUAAAUAGUACACAGUCAUUCAUCUCGCUUUUUGGUCUAUUCGUCAAAUAAUUGUUUUUCUUUUAUUUUAUUGAUAUACCAAACUUUCCUUAUAUCAAAAUACCUAAUAAUAGUGCUAUAUAUACAGUGUUGAAACCUAUAUUCAUACAUUCAAGGAUUAAACAUCAAAUUUUGUUAAAAUUAAAAAAACGGAAAGAAGUUUCAUUAUAACUAAUGACAAUUCCUUCAAAGAACAAUGAUUUAAAAGAAAAAAA